Molecule: messenger RNA, 1704 nt
Organism: Morchella sextelata
Lineage: Eukaryota; Fungi; Ascomycota; Pezizomycetes; Pezizales; Morchellaceae
Exons: 7
Coding region: 1-1704 (567 amino acids)
Source: RefSeq, a predicted model, not a curated record
AUGUCUAAUUCUUCUUCGGACCCUAGUCCUGAACCGUUUGAUGUUUUACCCGUUGAGGAAGGCUCUUGUUUAUUGAGGAGCUAUGCUCUCCACCCGAUACCGAGGAACCCUGGAGAGGUGGUUAUUAUCUAUUAUUCUCAGGACCCGGAGAGGGGUGGAGAAACUGAUGAUGGUGGAGACAAUGGACCCGAUCAAUGUGGGAAGAGGGUAGCAGUCUCCGAGAGCCGGCUUUAUACGCGCGAAACUCCAAUCACAAUCAAUGGGCAAUACGCCCAUACCAGUCAAAAGUCAUAUUCAACAAUAUGGGUUAUGGAUCGUGUUGGUUGUGAGAUCGAAGAAGCAACAAAAUUCAUAAAUGCCGUGGUCGGAGCCGAGUCACCCGCACGAGAGGUUUUGAAGGCCAAUAGUCUCGACAAUUUUGGUAAUUUCAUAACAGGUGUUUCACUGCGGGCGAGCUACAGUCCUAGAUUUUUCACAAUUUUCGUGUCUCUCCCCUACCUUGGUGUUGGAUAUAAUGCCACUAUAAACGAAAGCCGAACGUUGCGUCAAUAUCGCCUCCGACAAUCAAUCAAUUCCCAGGUUAACAACACAACGCCCGUUGCUACAGCUACCAUCCCUGAUAUACUGGUACACCAAACAUGGCUUUUGAGCUUCCAUGAUGAACGGAUCGGAAUAUUUAGAUCGAAGGACGAUCACUACUCGAACCGAGCACCACUAUUUCCAUAUCAAAAGCGGAUGGCUGCGUCUCAGGCUUUAGUGCAUAUGAUUUCCAAUCUAUUGACUUCUUCAGAGAACGAGGCACUAAAGAUCUUCCACUCGAAAGUCAACGAUCUGGAACUAAAGCUCGAAGACAAUAUCACAAAAGAUAAGAAUGAAGUCUUCAAAUCUUAUGGAAGCUACAUAAAAGAUGUUUCCACGAUGAUUCGAAUAGUGCGCUCCCAGAUUGGCUAUCUUGAGGACCUCCGGCAAAUAUUUGAAAACUCAUAUGACAGCAAAAGACUUACGGGGGAGCCCCGGCCCCACCGGAACUCAUAUCCGAUACCCCUUUUAAGGAAGCAACCUGAACAGUUAGAGGAUGUGAUGAACAGUAUUACCGCAGUUGUCGCCGAACGUGAAAGGUUCUACAAGGAGUUGCGUAUCUUGUUGAAAGACCUUGAACUUGCUAGAACAUUGUGUCUGGAAGGAGAUCAAGUUGAAAGCCAAAAAUCCAUCGAAGACACCCUGAUCAAGGGGCAAAUUGAAAGCCAAGAAGCUGUCAAGGUGGCCCUACAAGCACAGGCCGAAAGCCAGGAAAAGAUGGAGGAAACCCUGAGGGUCCAGGGCCAGACCAUCUCAGUAUUUACGCUUGUAACAGCUGUCUUCUUGCCUCUCGGAUUUUUCUGUAGUUACUACGCGAUACCAGAGAAUUUCGGGGGGGCAAGGUUCUGGUCUAUCGCGGGCCCUGUCACGGCGGCUAUGACAGUCGUGAUGGCGCUCUUUUUAUGGGCACCAGAUGACAAAAUAAAGGAGAAGUUGGAAGCGUUGUGGAUGUGGAUGUUCAAAGAGAAAACAAGCCAAGCGAACCAGCAGGCACCCCAAUCAGAGACAACACAACAUCGGGAUACGUCCCAAUCCCCGGAGACGACCCAAUCCCCAGGGUCCACGACCCGGUUCUCGUUAGGCCGGAAUCGGGAGAGAACACAAGAUUCGAUUUCCAAAGCCUAA